This is a messenger RNA of Cottoperca gobio, 2475 nucleotides long. RefSeq names its product palladin-like. The record is from RefSeq and is a predicted model, not a curated record. NCBI's taxonomy places the organism in Eukaryota, Metazoa, Chordata, Actinopteri, Perciformes, Bovichtidae.
GAACGCGUCACAGCUGAAGCAGUUGCAGGAUCAGAUUCUGUUGGAGCAACAGGAAGUAGCCACCUGGCAGCAGGAACAGCCCAUCCAGGAAGUCCCGCCUCCACCACAGGAAGUGCAUCCACCUGCUCCUUCAUCCCCCCCUCUCCCACCUCCCCCCUCCUUCCAGGAGCUGGAGAGCAGCGCCACCAUGCAGGCCAGCACCUUCAACUACGCCCGGCCCAAGCAGUUCAUUGCCGCCCAGAGCCCGGGCCGGGCGGGCUACGUCACCCAGUCCUCCGGCUCCUCCGGGUCCAGCCUGUCCUCCCCUCUGUCUCCCCCGGCCUCACACAAGCCCUUCACCCGGGUCACCGUGCCCCCCCCCACCAAGGCCGACAGCGUGGAGUCUCCCAGCUCUCCUUCCUUCCCGCCUCCCCCCCCGCCCUUCUUCAGCUCCAGUAACCUGUCCUCUCCGUCAGGCCCCGCCCAGGACUUCCCUCCCCCUCCGCCUCCCCCCCCUCCGCCACUCCCCAUGUCUCCAGCACUCUCAGAUUUGUCCUCGCCGUUCUCCUCCUUCCCUCCGUCUCCAGCCUCCAGCUUCCUGUCCUCCGUGCUGCCCUCCACACCUUCCUCCCCCGACAGCCCCACCCUCAACGCCCUGGGGCUUCCUAAAGGCAGCGGCACAGUCAAAGCGUUCCCCAGGAAGUCCUCGGUCACCCGGUCGCCCCGCGUGACCUCCGACUCCGACAUCCAGGGCUCCAAAGACGCCGUCAUCCAGGACCUGGAGAGGAAACUGCGCUUCAAAGAGGAGCGCAUGAGCAACGGUCAACAGAAGUUGACCUAUGAGGAGAAGAUGGCCCGCAGACUGCUGGGGGCCGACAACGCAGCCACAGUGUUAAACACACAGGAGGCCGAGGAGGAGCCCGUCACACAGGAGUACAAAGUCUCCAGCUUCGAGCAGCGUCUCAUCAGUGAGAUCGAGUUUCGUCUGGAGCGCUCCCCGGUGGAGGAGUCCGAUGACGACGUGCAGCACGACGAGGACUCCGCCGGGCGCGGCUUGGCGCCGGCCUUCCACCAGAAACUCAAACACUACAAAGUGUUUGAGGGCAUGCCGGUCACCUUCUCCUGCAAAGUCCUCGGAGAUCCCAAACCAAAGGUGGGCAGAGCCUGUUACUGGUUCAAAGACGGAAAGCAAAUCUCCAAGCGCAGCGAGCACUACAGAAUCAGCCGAGACGCUGACGGGACCUGCUCGCUGCACACGGCUGCAGCCUCCCUCGACGACGACGGCAACUACACCAUGAUGGCAGGAAACCCUGAGGGUAGGGUGAGCUGCACCGGCAGGAUGAUGGUGCAGGCCGUGAACCAGCGAGGACGCAGCCAGCGCUCCGCCCCGGGACACAUGCGCAGGCCCCGGUCCCGGUCUAGAGACAGCGGCGAUGAGAACGAUAACAUCCAGGAGCGCCACUUCCGCCCUCACUUCCUGCAGGCGCCCGGUGACCUCAUCGUGCAGGAGGGACGACUGUGCCGGAUGGACUGCAAGGUGAGCGGCCUGCCCACCCCCGACCUCAUCUGGCAGCUGAACGGACAGACCAUCCGCCCCGACUCCGCCCACAAGAUGCUGGUGAGGGAAAACGGAGUGCACUCAUUGGUCAUCGAGCCCGUCACCAGCCGCGACGCCGGCAUCUACACCUGUAUCGCCAGCAACCGGGCCGGGCAGAACUCCUUCAACCUGGAGCUCAUCGUUGCAGCUAAAGAGAUGCACAAGGCGCCGUCAUUCGUGGAGAAGCUGCAGAACACGAGUGUGGCGGACGGGCAUCCUGUGCGGCUGGAGUGCCGCGUCACCGGGGUGCCAUACCCUCAGAUCUUCUGGAAGAGAGAGAACGAGUCCUUCACUCACAACACAGACAGAAUCAGCAUGCACCAGGACAACUGUGGCUACCUGUGUAUGAUCAUCCAGCCCGCCACGAAGGAAGACGCCGGCUGGUUCACCGUGUCAGCCAAGAACGAGGCCGGCAUCGUGUCCAGCACCGCACGCCUCGACGUGAACACUCAGUGGCAGCAGCCGAACCUCCCGAAGCUGAAGAAGGUGCGCCUCACCAGCCGCUACGCUGCCCUGACGGAGAGAGGGCUGGACGUGAAAGCCGCCUUCUUCCCUGACUGUAGCCCGCUGCCGCCCGGCGGCCUGGUGGAGAGUGACGACCUGUAGAGCCCCCCCCCCCCUCAGGUCUCCUGAGACAAACACUUAAUGACGGAGACAAGGGGACACUGAGGGACACAGGACUAAAGGCUCGCUAGCCGUGCUUUUCAUAUGUUUUUAUAGUUUCACACAACACGGUAUAUUCAGAGCCCCCCCCCCACCAUAAGUGCCUCUCGUGACUGUGAAGGUUUAAAGUGACCAAACACUUCAAACCUUCACGUUUAAUUAUCUCCGUCAUCAAUGAACUUUGAGGCCUGAAGUGUGACAGCUGAUGUGCAUAUAAUUAAUCUUCUGCUCAUGUU